UGUACCCUUUGACCAAAUAAUAUAAUUUCAUAUCAUAUGUUUGUUGUAUUAUUUAAUUGCAAACUCAAUUUACUUCCUGUUGCUAUUUUUCCUAUAUCGCUUUAUUUUUAUUGUGUUAAAAAAUUGUAAAAAUGAUUGGAAGUAUAUUGAAAAAUUCUAAGAAUUUUACUUUUAAAAUUAAUGGAUAUCGGUUACAAAGCACACUGAUAAUUGCUGAACAUAAUAAUGAAACAUUAGCAGCAGUAACACGAAAUGCUCUUACAGCUGCAAAAAAACUAGGUGGAGAUAUAUCUGUACUUGUUGCUGGAACUAAAAUUGAAUCAGUAGUUGAACAGGUUUCCAAAGUUAGUGGUGUAACAAAAGUGUUAAAAGCUGAAAGUGAAGAUUUUAAAGGGUUUUUACCAGAAAAAUUAGCUCCACUAGUGUUAGCAACUCAAAAAAAAAUUAAUGCUACACAUGUAUUAGCCGGUUCUAGUGCUCAAAGCAAAUCUCUCUUGCCAAGAGUAGCUGCAUUGUUGGACGUUUCUCCAGUUACAGAUGUUAUAGAUAUUAAGUCACCAGACACAUUUGUACGUACAAUUUAUGCAGGUAAUGCUAUUAUGACUUUAAAGUCAUUAGAUCCUAUUAAAGUAGUAACUGUAAGAAGUACUAGUUUUGAAGCUGCUGGUGAUGGUGGUUCUGGAAGUGUUGAGGAUGCUGUAAAUGAUAAUAGUUAUGAAAAAGGAAGUGGAUCUGAAUGGGUUAGCCAAGAAUUAAGUAAGAGUGAUCGUCCUGAUUUGGCUUCUGCUAAAAUAGUUAUAUCUGGAGGUCGAGGUGUCAAAUCAGCUGAAAACUUCAAAAUUAUCUAUGAUUUGGCAGAUAAUAUGGGUGCUGCUGUUGGUGCAUCAAGAGCGGCUGUAGAUGCUGGCUUUGUACCAAAUGACAUGCAAAUUGGUCAAACAGGGAAAAUUGUUGCACCAGAACUAUAUAUGGCUAUUGGCAUUUCUGGAGCAAUUCAACAUCUUGCUGGUAUGAAAGACUCUAAAACAAUUGUGGCUAUUAAUAAAGAUGCUGAUGCUCCAAUUUUUCAAGUUGCUGACUAUGGUUUGGUUGCCGACUUAUUUAAAGCUGUGCCUGAAUUAAUUGAAAAAACUAAUAAAUAAAUUGUUUAUGAGUUAUAAUAGAAAGACUUUAUUUUUUUAUUUAUAAUUUUUUUUUUUUUAGAACUAUAUAUACUUAAUAAAAUAAGGGAUUAGAAUAUAUAGUUAAAAAUAAAAUAGUUUAUUUAUAAUUGAAUGCUACAAAAUUAUAAUUAGCUAAUUUAUGUUUUUUAUUUUUAUUUUUCAGUUAUUAUCUGUUCAUAAUAUUAGUUAUAAGUAAACUCUGUAACCUGUUUUUAAUGUAAAAAAUCUUAUUUUCUUGAUUCUGCCAUUUUUAUAUUUUUGCCUAGAUUUAUUGAAGUAUUUUUUAUUUUAUUUUUAACUACAAUUAAAAUACAUUAGGUAUUAGGAAAUAUAGGCUUAAAUAAAUAUUAACUUAUUUUUACAGG
Daktulosphaira vitifoliae (grape phylloxera) is the source of this 1528-nucleotide messenger RNA. It is a transcript of the gene wal, whose product is annotated as electron transfer flavoprotein subunit alpha, mitochondrial. Gene Ontology annotation, cellular component: mitochondrion. Bases 132 to 1142 code for a protein of 336 amino acids. The transcript has 6 exons. NCBI's taxonomy places the organism in Eukaryota, Metazoa, Arthropoda, Insecta, Hemiptera, Phylloxeridae. The record is from RefSeq and is a predicted model, not a curated record. Gene Ontology annotation, molecular function: electron transfer activity; flavin adenine dinucleotide binding.